CACUGAGGGACCAGCGCUUUUUAAGUUACCUGCCUUUCCCAACCUGAGUACACAGAGCGGGCGCUGAGGCUCUGCAAGUGUAGGAGCCCCCAACCGGUGACCGCCGCCUGGGCUAUGGGGACUGAGCAGGAGACUCCACGGCCGAGGGACGGACACACAUCGGAGCCCGCGUUUCGGUCCCAAAGUUCGCCUCGAGCGCCUCCUGGACGCCCGCACACCUCCGCCAGGGGCUCGCAGGUCCCCGGUUCUCUCGGACCGCGACCCAAGCGCUUCCUCGAGGGGGCCUGUCCGGGGAGCGCGGGACGCACGGCUGGCGUCUCCCGGUGCGUGGCCGCCGCUCCGUGUGGGGCGUCUCGCGUGCAGCCCGUGCCCUCCCCCGCCUGGAGGGCUCUUUCUGCGCCCGGAUUUCUCAGCGCGCGCGCAAGACCCUCGCCCGGGACCUGCCCGCUCCCGUCCCCUCAGACUCGACGCCGCAGCCCGGUCCCCUCACCCCACGGCCACGGCCCUCCUCGGGCCCCGACCCUUCGGCGCUUCCCCGCCCUCCGGACUCCCCCUCGACCCGCGGCCCCGCCGCCCCCAGCGCCGCCCCGCACCCGGACACUGACCUGCGGCGGCACCCCGCUCCGGCGUCCCGGCGGCCGACCCGAGUGCCCCAGGCGGCGGCUUAGGCGCGGGCGCGGGCUCGGGCUCAGAUUUGCAGUAAAAGUUCGUGAGGGUGAGUAUCACUUCCGAGAAGAUUCAGAGCUUAAGUCAAUGGAUCCAUGCCCUUCUAUUUGUGCCCUCCAACAAGAAGUGCCACAGCUCUAUAGGAUGUCAAAGAACAUUUAUUGA
Molecule: messenger RNA, 831 nt
Organism: Leopardus geoffroyi (Geoffroy's cat)
Lineage: Eukaryota; Metazoa; Chordata; Mammalia; Carnivora; Felidae
Product: basic proline-rich protein-like
Exons: 3
Coding region: 115-831 (238 amino acids)
Source: RefSeq, a predicted model, not a curated record